CAGGCGACAUGUUUACGGGACUAAAGUACGUGUUUAUCCGUUCUACAAGAAACACUUUUACAAAAAUGCACUACAGUUCGGGGGUCACCCUUCGCCUUUCGCCCAGUUCCAAAUGUUCUUUUGAAGACCCAGUGCACGUGACCGUGACUGGUUUAAAUCCACAACAACACGUUGACGUGCGUUCUAAAAUGACGGAUGACAAUGGAGUUGUGUUCGAGGCUUUGGCCACCUACAGGGCAGACGACAAUGGUCAAGUUGACCUCAACUGUCAUUCCUCCCUUGGUGGCAGCUUUACCGGCGUAGAACCAGCAGGCUUGUUCUGGGCACUGAAAGCCAAAUUCCUACACUUCAAGUUCACAAAAAAGGACGUGACCCGUCCUUCUUUCGUUGACUUUGAGGUUCUGAGCAAUGACAACGUCAUCGCCAAGGUGACAAACGAGAGACAUUGCAUGGCUGAAGGUGUCCGGAGAGUUCCUGUAGUCGAAGGCAGGAUCAGAGGAACUCUUUUUCUGCCUCCUGGUACAGGACCAUUUCCUGGGAUUUUGGAUACAUAUGUAUUUAAAGGAGGUCCUUUUGAGUUGAGAGCAGCUCUGCUGGCAAAGAAAGGUUUUGCAACACUUGCCUUGGCUUUCCAGGGUUACCAAGAUUUACCCAAAAAAUCUGAAAAAUUUGACCUUGAAUACUUUGAAGAGGGUAUAACAUUCCUAAGGCAACAGCCUGAGGUCAAAGGCCAAAAAAUUGGCUUAGUAUCCAUAUCAAAGAGUGGAGAUCUCGCCUUGUCCAUGGCAUCAUUCCUACCUGAUAUAUCGGCUACUGUUUGGAUCAAUGGAUGCAAUGCCAAUACUUUGGUCCCAAUUCACUACAAAGACAUCUGCCUUCCACCCCUUUUGUUUGACAAUAACAGAGCAAAAAUAACACCAUUAGGCUAUUUAGAUAUUGGUGAUGUUAUGCAUGACCCUAUGUCCAAAGAAGGCCUUCCUAGUGUUAUUCCCAUUGAGCGUGCCACUGGUAGCUUCAUGUUUAUAAUGUCAGAAGCUGACAGGAAUUGGCAAAGUGCCUAUUAUGCCAAACUAGCAUGCAAAAGACUCAAAGAUCAUGGCAAAAACAACUACGAACUGGUGACGUAUGAAAAGGCAGGUCACUUUAUUGAGGUGCCCUAUAUGCCUUUUUGUCUAGCUAAUUUCCAUGCUGCAGCAGGUCAAGUGGUUUUCUUUGGCGGGGAGCCCAAGGCCCAUGCAGAGGCACAGUUGGACGCUUGGUCGAAGAUUCUAAAUUUCUUCAAAAAACACUUAGUAGGUACUUAGUACUGCAGAUCAAUGCUUUGAGAAAGGGGGCACAUACAUUACAUAGUUCACUUCUUGGGGGUGGUAAAUAAUAAAUAAUUAAUCAAGCCAGUGUUUGAUUAAUGUACGAUUUGAUUUCAGUUAUGUGUUUAUUACUCAUAAAAUGUAUGGAGAAAUGUUUCAUAGAAGCAACCAGUGACUAUACGUGUUGCCUCUGGAUGUCACAUAUAUAAUUAGAAUUGGUGUUAUGCAUCUGUAUUCCUGUUUGUGCAUUCUCUCUCUCAGCAUCUCUACUCAAGUCCAUUUUAUAGUACUGCCUCUGGUGCCUUCAUUUCACCUGAUCAGCCUUAGUGAAGGGACAUUUUCUCUCCAAUCUUUUCAAAUGUUUAGAGACUUAGAGACUCUUUACUUUAAUUGUUCUGAGAUAGUUUCUUCGUCAAAAUCAAUGUAUAAGUGCCUGAUUUUUGUGUCUUCUUGCACUGUGGAGAAUAAUAGUUCUUGUUUAUUGUAUUGGUCUCUGAUUUGUAUUUUUUGGAUAUAUGUGACCCUUACACAUUCGUGGAUUGAAGGUAUACUAAUCAACAUACAUGAUGGGAAUCCAACUUCCUAUGCUAUAAAACUAAAAGCAUCUUCUGACAGAAUUGCUGAAUACUUUGCAGACACUUUGUUAUACUGAUAUGUUAAUUGUAUUCCUUCUGAUUUUUAGUAAUUUUUAGUGUUCAAGAUUGUAAUGCUAUUUCUUUAAUAAGAAUAAA
Molecule: messenger RNA, 2038 nt
Organism: Xyrauchen texanus (razorback sucker)
Lineage: Eukaryota; Metazoa; Chordata; Actinopteri; Cypriniformes; Catostomidae
Product: acyl-coenzyme A thioesterase 1-like
Exons: 3
Coding region: 9-1304 (431 amino acids)
Biological process (GO): fatty acid metabolic process; acyl-CoA metabolic process
Molecular function (GO): fatty acyl-CoA hydrolase activity
Source: RefSeq, a predicted model, not a curated record